This is a messenger RNA of Micropterus salmoides (largemouth bass), 1055 nucleotides long. It is a transcript of the gene nccrp1, whose product is annotated as P1, F-box associated domain containing. The transcript is spliced from 6 exons. Gene Ontology annotation, cellular component: SCF ubiquitin ligase complex; cytoplasm. NCBI's taxonomy places the organism in Eukaryota, Metazoa, Chordata, Actinopteri, Centrarchiformes, Centrarchidae. Bases 79 to 780 code for a protein of 233 amino acids. Gene Ontology annotation, molecular function: ubiquitin protein ligase activity. The record is from RefSeq and is a predicted model, not a curated record. Gene Ontology annotation, biological process: SCF-dependent proteasomal ubiquitin-dependent protein catabolic process; glycoprotein catabolic process.
GUGUGGUGUACAGUAGGCUAAAUAACAGAAGUACUCCCGGGUGGAAUCAGUGUAAGAUUACACACUAUUGGCCACAGUAUGUCUGCCGCUGAAUGGAAGAAGCGAUGUGAGGCUGAGUGGGGUAUGCGGGGCUCGCUGAUGCCCGACAGCGUGGACUGGAAGUUCGUGUGUGAAGCCAAGCCGCUCGGGAGAAACUUACUGCGGAACCCUGCGCCUCACGGAUUGAGUAAGGACGCCCCUCCACCCGAACCUGAGCUGCCUGAAAUGCCAUCAGAUGGACCUCCACGUUUUCAACCUGAUGGCGACUUCAGUGGCUGGACCACGAGCACGGAAGUCCUCCCCUAUGAUACCAGUGGUAUCCCGCCAGGUGCUAUGAUCUGUGCUUUGCCUCAAUACAGCUGGUUCUCCAUGGAGCAGGUUGUGGACCUGAAGGCAGAGGGACUGUGGGAAGAGUUGCUGGAUGAUUUUCAGCCUGAAAUAGUCAUCCAAGACUGGUAUGAGGAGAGUCAGCUGCAUAAGUCCAUCUACCAGCUGCAUGUUAAGUUACUGGCUGCGGAUAAAAGCACUGUGAUCUCAGAGCACACUGUCAACCCCACCGAGGACCUCAGCACUUACUCACACACAUGGAAGGAGGUGUCACAUGUGUUCUCUGGCUAUGGACCUGGGGUGAGAUAUGUCAGCUUUCUGCACCGACUGAAGAACAAAUUCCUGAAUGAGUUCUUCCCCACCCUGUUCACCGGCAGCUCAGUGAUUGUCAAACCAACCAAAACCAGCUACUAGGCUGAAACCUACUGAAAACUGCAAUGCAGACAUAGUUGCUGACCUACUAAUUCUAAAUAACCCGUUUAACACAUUUUUGCUUUUAGACCAGUAAUUAUAGGUUUGAUUUGAAUGGACUAAAAAAGGAGCAUUAUAAAGUAUUCAGUCUUUUUAUUUACUUUUGUAUGCUGAUUUUUUGGGGUUGGUUUUAAAUUUGGUUUAAAUUUUGCAUUUGCUUUUGGAUAUGGAAAAUACCUACACUUUGUGCUUUAAUAAAAUCACUGUUGUAACAAAAA